GCGCCUGCGUCGUUUUCGCGGUGAGGUUGGGGGGCUGCGGGCGGAAGCGGGACCACCCCCUCCAGGGAUGCAAGCAGCCGGGCCGACCCAGGCGAGCCAACACUGCGGCUCCCGCACGGCCCGACCCCCCGGCCCCGCCUCCUGUCGUGCGGAGCUGGACCGCUGUUCUCGAGGGUCUCGAGGGUCUCAAGGGUCUCGGUGCAGCCUCCUACCGGAGCCGCGCCGGAAGCUGGGUGGGCCAGGGAGUUGCGAAGCUGAGUUCCGCCAUGGCGCUCCAGGGACCUCUGAGCUGCUUCCUCUCUCUGCCUUCCUGUCACCCUCGGGGCCUGGAGGAGCCACAACAGAAGAGAGCCACCAUGAUAAGGGACAAGAACCCCCAGUGGAGCAUGGUUCCCAGGGAGGGCAGCCCCAGCAGAGUCUGCACCUCACCGCCCUAGUGCAGCUGGUAAAGGAGAUACCGGAGUUCCUGUUUGGAGAGGUGAAGGGUGCUGAGGACUACUCCGAGAGUGGGAGCACCAGUUUGGAAGGGGAUCGAGCGACGCCUGAGGUAGCCGGGGCCGUGGAAACUUACCCUCCCCGCAGCCUGCUCAGUUCUCUUUCGGAGAGCCCUGCAAGCCACCCCAGCCUGGCCGCCACACCCACAGGCAGCUCAUCUUCCAGUGGCCCUCCUGGAGACUGGGCACAAGAAAGCCCCCUACCUACCAUAGGAACUGCUGAUAACCCACUGUCUAUAGAGAAGGAAGGCUUAGGAGCCUCAGGAGAGCCUUCUGUUCAUCCCACUCAAAGCCUGGACCAGAGCAAGAGCCAUCGAAGACAGGAUAGAGACAGCACAGGAACAGGAACCGCUCCUGAGAACAGUCCCUUGCAAGGCCUCAUCAACUGUCUGAAGGAAAUCCUUGUGCCCGGGCCCCAGCACCGUGGGACAGCCCCAGACUUGCCACCUUCUCUCCCUGGCCUGAGUGUGUUGAAGCAGACCAGAGCUGAGGUGGAGCCAGGGAGCCUGCCCUGCCCGGUGAAGACGGAGCCAGUAUCUGGGGAUUGUCCCCUUCAAGGACUGCUGAACUGUCUGAAGGAAAUCCCAGAAGCCCCAGACAGGCGUCCCAGCCCCUCAGGAGCAGGGGACGUGCGAUUACAGGAGGAUCCCGGGAAAAGGAAUUCUGGAGGGAUGAGAUGCCCCCAGACUCCUCCUCUCCGCCGGAGUCAUGGAGCUGGAAAUAUGCUUGCCAUGGUGAAAGUAGAAGAUAGCUGGGUUCAGAGUCCCCCAGCGCCAGCAUCCUGCCAGCUUAGCAGGCAAGGCCACAGUCCCUAUUUCACUGGAGAUACCAGAGAGGUCCGUGUACCCCGCUGGGGCCCCAUGACUCUCGCCAGCAGGGCCUCAAGCUCACCACUAGAAGCUCUAGAGGCCUGUCUAAAGGGCAUUCCUCCAGGUGGGUCAUCACCUCUUCAGCCGCUAGCCACCUCAUGGUCCAGAAGUCCCCAGCCAGGAGAUUCUGGAUCUCAGAGGCUUGAACUACAGCCACAAGGAUCCCACAGUGAAGAAGCUACGAGAGAGCCACUUCUACCUCUGAGCUUGCAGGGCUGCAUGAGAGAGGGACCUGGGAUUCAACCCUCUGGCUCCCAGGGUACCCCUACCAGCUUCUCCUCAGCCAGCAGCAGUGAUGGGGAUCUGGAUUUCAGGAGCCCCAGGAACAAUCUGGGGCAACGACUUGGGAAAGGAUAUCCACCAGGAAACUCUCCACUCCAAGGCCUGGAGAACUGUCUGAGAGAGAUCCCAGUUCCCAGGCCACAGGCUGCCUGGCCUUGUUCCUUGACUGUAGACAGGGGGUUGAAGAGACCAGAGCCCAGGAACUGGACUACAGACAAAGAAGGACCGAGGGGCGAGGCCUGUGAACCACCCCACCUCGGACAGGGUCGAGGAGAAGUACCUAACAGGAGUCUCGGUCUAGGCAGUCCACAGAUGACUGUCAGACCAGGAACGUGGCAAUGGCCAAAAGAUGAGACAGCCACCAUGCCCUCCCCCCUGCACUGCCUGGAGAGCUCUCUGAGGGGGAUCUUGCCCGUGAGACCCUUGCGUUUCACCUGCGUGACUGGCCCUGCCCCCAGUCCCAGCCCCUGCUCCAGCUCCAGCAUCAGCAGCUCCGAUGGAGAAGACCUAAGGCCAGAGCCUGCAUUCUGGCAGCCACCCCUCCAGAAGAGAGACCCCCUUCCCUCCAGUAAGGGUCCUGGCCCUCUGUGCCCUGUCUCUGGAGCAUCUCCAAGAGUCAACAACAGUAGUUGUCUUGCUGAAGACCCUACGAGAACAGAGCCCAGGGACUGCAGCAGCCUCGGAAGGGCAGAAGGGACAGGAGUCAAGUCCCAGUCACCCAGAAGAGAAGGGACUGCAGAGUACACAUGCCAGCCUGGCCCUGUCAGCAGUGCUGAAGUUAAAGAAGAAGGAAAAAGAGGAGAGGCAACUACGUACCCAUGGCCUGCCCCUCAGCCAGAGGAAAGGCCUGAGCCCAAGGGUACUGAAGACCCCAAGGACCUGGAGCCUGGACAUGGGCAACCCAGCAGCACAGCCAGGACCCAAGGAAAGCUGCUUUCUGGGGACCCUCUGGAGCCACCUAGCAAGUCUCCCCUUCCCACAACUGACUUGUCAACGUGGCCACCCACUUCUUCACAGCCACCAUGCCCCUGUGGCAGAUCCCUGCAGCAGGAGCUGCACAGCCUUGGUACUGCCCUUACGAACAAGCUGGACCAGCUUGCAGCAGCCUUGGCAGGCCUGACUCAGGAAGUGGCCACCAUGAGGACCCGGAUGGACCGGCUGGGAAGGCGCCCACAGAGCCUUGGACCAAAAGGCCAGGCUUCUUGGCGGUUGGCCCUCUCCCGGAGACCUCGCUGGGCCAGCAGACUGGACCACAGACACCUACCCUACUGGAGGCAGAAGGGCCCCACCAAGCCCAGACCAAAGAUCCUGUGGGCUCAGACAGAAGGCUGCAAGGCUGGUGACCGCCCAGGACUCUCUAGAGGGAAGGGCAAUUUGGUGCCUCAACUGCCUCCAGAUGGUUCCUUGGUAGAAUCUUCCAGGCCCACCUGUAGCUCAUCCCAGCAGAUCGCAGUACCUGGAGGCCACACUGUGCUGACUGCACAUCCCCUUCUGGAACACACUGGUUGCCACCAGAAUCCCCUCUCCCCUUCAGUGCCUCCUGCCUUGGUCCCUCUUGUGGCCUCACCAGCAACCAGUACAGACACAGAACCUCAGGCCGCUAGAGUGGCAGCCAUCAGCAUUCCAAACCAGCACAAGGAACCUAACAGCCUGCUAGGGGGAGCCCUCAGCAAAGACCUCUGGGGAGGUGACCACAGGGAUCCAAGGUGGGGGGCCCAUUAACUGUGCCGUUCCUCUGCUCAGGCUUGUGAGGGUGCCUGUUUCCCAGGGGUUGUGUCUUCCUUACCGCUCAGCCAGCCCUCUCGGUGCUGCUGCAAGUCUGACCCUUUGCCUCUGCUGUGCCAGGCUCCUAUGGCGUCUGCGUAGAGCCACUACAGAGGCAUUUCUCAGCCAUACCUCUGGCUUUCUUGGCUCAGGUUCAGUCAGCCAGUUCUUCCUCCGUUAUCAGAGCCAUCUAGGUUCCCAGUGAGUGUCAUGCAUAUAGCAUAUGCACAGAGCCAGCUGCUCCUGAUCUCAAGGACACUGAAAGGCCAGCCUUUAUCUGUCUGGAGUGAAUACUUCACAGAUCUCAUUUAGGGAGAGGCUGGCCUGUGGUCUGAGCUGAAUUGAUCCAUAUGGAUUCUAAAACUAAAUAUAUUAGCUGCUAAGAAAAGGCCAUUGGCUUCUAUGGAAGGGUGCUCAGAGAGGACAGCACUUAGGCAUGGUCGCCUGGAUUGUCACCAGCACAGUGAGAGUUAGGCAUGUUCCCUUCUUCCGUACCUACACCUCAAGAGAACUGAGCAUGUGCCGUGAGGCUGGUGCAGCAUGCCACAGGGCUCCUGGGGAAGAGCAUGCACAUCUAUCGGUCUCCUAGGGCUGUGCACAAGUGUUACAGGCUUAGUCUGGGCAGCUGAAACCAGGGGUCCCAAAUCAAGGUCUUGUCAGGGUUGGUUCUCCAGAGGGCUUCUGGCUCUGCUGGGGGCUGUCUUCAUGCUCACAUGGCAUCUUCUCCAAAUGCCCUUUCUGCCACAACACAGAUGUUUCGGGUGGCACUCAUUCUCACUUGAAUUUAUUCUCCAAAGACUCUAAGGAACAUCACCUUCUGAAGUGCCAGCGGGGUGCGCAGUAUGGUCAGCCUUUUGACAUCAUGACAUGGUGUUGUCAUCUAGAAAGUUCACAUUCAAGAACCAGACAGUUGAGAUUAAAAAAAAAUGUUUUAAAUAUGUUUACAAGUUUGUGUUAGAUUGCAUAUGUAGUAUUUAUUCCUUAGCUACAAGCAGGUUAGGAGUGUUGCGGGUUGGCCGUGCCUAUUAGGAUUAAGCCUUCAGCAUAUAAACGAGGAGGAGGGCAACAUCUAGCUUAUAAUACCCUGAGACCUGGGCCGGUCUCGGGUUUGGCCUGACUGCCUAGAUGCCAUUCCACCUGCUUCUGCCCUGGUGAGAUGGUUGGCUCUGCCACCGCUGCCCAUCCACAUUCACUCAGCUCACGUCCUUCGGAGCUGAUCUGAAUUCCUUUUAAACCUGAGGAUGUUUCAGGA
Molecule: messenger RNA, 4661 nt
Organism: Microtus ochrogaster (prairie vole)
Lineage: Eukaryota; Metazoa; Chordata; Mammalia; Rodentia; Cricetidae
Gene: Krabd3
Product: KRAB domain containing 3
Source: RefSeq, a predicted model, not a curated record